This is a messenger RNA of Arachis stenosperma, 1050 nucleotides long. RefSeq lists its product as uncharacterized. The transcript is spliced from 2 exons. Bases 1 to 1050 code for a protein of 349 amino acids. Lineage: Eukaryota; Viridiplantae; Streptophyta; Magnoliopsida; Fabales; Fabaceae. The record is from RefSeq and is a predicted model, not a curated record.
AUGGAGCUGAAUCACAUGGAUGCACUGUUGGCUCAAAACAAGAUGAUCAACAAGCAGUUAGCAGAUCUUACCAAGAAGACCCAUGAUCCAUACUCUAAAACUUACAAUUAUGGUUGGAGAAACCACCCUAAUUUUGGGUGGGGAAACCAACAAGACCAAGGCCAAGACCAAAGAUGCCACAACCACAAUCCCAACAACAAUGCAACUCACCAACAUCCCUCACAGAGAUCCUAUCAACACCCACUUAAUCACCCUUCUCAACUAUCUAACCUCAACCCACCAUCACCAACCGAAGAUAGACUUUCCAGAAUUGAGACUCUACCUGAAGACAUAUGUAAAGAAGUCCAAGACAACAGAGUGUUCAAGGAUGAAGUGCGAGCCAAUAUCAAAAACCAGGGAGAUACCAUCAAGAGGCUAGAGUCCCAAGUGGGGUAUCUAUCUCAACAGUUUUCCAAACCUACCGAUGGUUUCCCAAGUGACACAGAGAAGAACUCAAGAGGAGAAACAAAGAAAGUAAGGUGGAAAGAAUACAAGAUGAUCACUAUAAGUGAUGAGAGGAGUGUGGAAGAAGUGCCCACACAAACAGAACACUUCCAAGACAAUCCAAAGGAAAAGCAUGAAGGGAGAAAUCAAGCACCCCAUCCCACACACAGGGAGGAGCUAAAGAAAGGGGAGACCCUGAACCCAUAUGCACCCUUUCCCCAAAGGCUCAAAGAUGGUGUAGCAAAGAGAAUGUACUCAAGGUUCCUUGACAUGUUUGCAUCUCUUGAUGUAAAUAUACCAUUCAUUAAGGCCCUCCAGCAGAUGCCCUCCUACAUCAAGUACAUAAAGGAGCUGCUGGCCAAAAAGAGUUCACUAAAGGGCGGGAAAACAAUAAUGAUGAACAAGGAGUGCAGUGCUCUCAUUCAACCAGAGCCACCUACAAAGAAAAAGGAUCCAGGGACUUUUCACAUCCCCUGUGCUAUAGGAAAGACAAUUAUUGAUAAGGGACUCUGUGACCUGGGAGCAAGCAUCAACUUAAUGCCCCUAUCCCUCAUGAAAAAGCUUUAA